AUGGAGGCGAUCAUUCCCGCAGACGUCAAGUUAGAGGACUUGGAAGUGACGCUGGCCAACAACGAGAACGAGGUGAGAGACAACGUGUCCAAGCAGAUCAGCGAAGCGUACGAUGAAAUCCUACCGUUGCGAUUGCAGUUCAACGAUUUCAUACAAACAAUGGCGAGCAUAGAUCACGGCGGGUCCAGACCAGCGGACUGCACGGCCAAGUACCUACAUGUUAGGGAUAAGAUUUUGCAACUUAACGAUAGGUUUCAGGCAUUGUCUUCCCAUUUGGAGACUCUGCAGCCUUUAUUCAGCACCGUCCCAGAAUACUUGAAAACCGCAGACAACAAAGACCGAAGCUUCCAGCUCUUGGAACCGCUGAGCACAUACAACCGGAACAGUGCCGUUCCUGGCCCUGUUGCAGCUACAGGAGUUACGAAUACUGGCCACUCCACGGCGGGUUCGACCCCCACAACCACGACCCCUCAUCCUAUACCCAACACACAUGCGCAUUCGCUUUCCAACCCGGGUGCCACUACUACAGUGCAACAGAACCCCAUGGCCAGUAAGAGAGGUUCAAAAGGGAAUGUCAAUAGCGGAACUCCCAACGCAUCUGGCACUUCUGCAGCUGCAGUAGCUGCAGCUGCCAAAAAACCAAGAAAACCAAGACAAACCAAGAAGGCAAAGGCCCAAGCUCAGGCCCAAGCUCAGGCUCAGGCACAGGCACAGGCUCAUGCUCAAGCACAAGUGUACGCACAGCAAUCCGCUGCCCAAACACCAAUAACGGCAUCCAUGACGGCUGCGCUGCCCAACCCCACCCCCAAUGUGAUCAACAGCGUUUCGCCCACGAAUGUCAUGGGCACCCCGCUGACCAACAUGAUAUCACCCCUGGGGAAUAGUUACUCGAUGGCCGCCCAGAGCCAAGGAGGACAACCCGCCAUGUCACAGUUUGGUAGCAACGGAAAUGGAAGAAUGGACAGCACCGGAGCCAACCUAAACCCCAGCACAAACGCCAACAACACACCACUACAGUCGCAAUUGGGCCUAAACAAUCUUACCCCGGCAAACAUCCUAAGCAUGAGCAUGAAUAACGAUUUCCAACAACAACAACAACAACAGCCGCAGCAGCAGCCGCAGCAACCGCAACCGCAACCUCAGCAGUACAAUAUGGGCAUGAACACCAUGAACAGCAAUGGCAAGGAACUGGAUUCUCUGGACCUCAACAACCUGGAGCUGGGUGGCCUGAAUAUGGACUUCUUGUGA
Saccharomyces eubayanus is the source of this 1248-nucleotide messenger RNA. It is a transcript of the gene PGD1, whose product is annotated as Pgd1p. Gene Ontology annotation, molecular function: transcription coregulator activity. NCBI's taxonomy places the organism in Eukaryota, Fungi, Ascomycota, Saccharomycetes, Saccharomycetales, Saccharomycetaceae. The transcript has a single exon. The coding region runs from base 1 to 1248 and encodes 415 amino acids. Gene Ontology annotation, biological process: regulation of transcription by RNA polymerase II. Gene Ontology annotation, cellular component: mediator complex. The record is from RefSeq and is a predicted model, not a curated record.